CCAUUAACACCUCCCCAUAAACUCCAUAUAAAACGCCGUCCCUCCAUAAUCCCCGCCUUUCCGAAUUCAUAUAAAAAAAUAGCCCAUAUCUCCCUCCACCGAUCGCCACCAUAACGUCACGGCGCCGCAGUCGGACCACCGCUCCCCACACUUAUCUCUCCGCCAAUUAAAACCCCUCAAUCAAUUUCAAACAUGGUCAACAAUAAACGUAAGCGCGGCGGCAACCCUAAAUCCCAGACCCCUGAAACCCUAGAUCUCAAAUCCACAAAAUCAACACUUAAUUCCCCAUCAAUCAACGAACUUGAUCCCACCAUUCAAUCCACCAAGCCGGAAACCACCCACAACCACCACCUCCGUCGCCGCCGUAACCCCACCGUCACCGGCGGCGAAAACUCUAACGAUAAAACCCUAAUCAGUUCAUCUAAUGGGGUUGUGAAUAAGGGUGUAAUGAAAAGUAGUAUUGAGAAUGGAGAGAAUGGGGUUUUGGGCCGGGUUGUUCCGGCAAUGGAUGCCGUAGUGAAGGUGUUUUGUACGCAUACCGAACCGAAUUUUUCGCUUCCGUGGCAAAGGAAAAGACAGUUUAGUUCAAGUAGUAGCGGGUUUGUGAUUAGUGGGAAGAGAGUGCUUACUAAUGCGCAUUCGGUUGAGCAUUAUACUCAAGUUAAGUUAAAGAAACGUGGGUCGGAUACAAAGUACGUUGCUACGGUUCUUGCGAUAGGGACGGAAUGUGAUAUUGCUUUACUUACGGUGGAGGACGAUGAAUUUUGGACGGAUGUAUCACCUGUGGAGUUUGGGGAUCUGCCUGCACUUCAAGAUGCAGUUACUGUUGUGGGUUAUCCAAUUGGAGGUGAUACGAUAUCUGUUACUAGUGGGGUUGUUUCACGCAUAGAGAUACUAUCUUAUGUCCACGGGUCAACUGAGCUUUUGGGAUUACAGAUCGAUGCUGCAAUUAACUCAGGGAAUUCCGGUGGACCUGCAUUUAAUGACAGAGGAAGUUGUGUUGGUAUUGCAUUUCAGUCUCUUAAGCAUGAUGAUGCCGAGAACAUUGGAUACGUCAUACCAACACCCGUAAUAAUGCACUUCAUCCAAGAUUAUGAGAAGAAUGGAUCAUAUACCGGAUUUCCUAUUCUUGGGGUCGAAUGGCAGAAGAUGGAAAACCCUGACUUGCGUAAGGCUAUGGGGAUGAAAGAUAAUCAAAAAGGUGUUCGUAUACGAAGAAUUGAUCCCACGGCUCCUGAGCAUAAAGUUCUAAAACCAUCUGACAUCAUUCUCAGUUUUGAUGGGGUUGAUAUUGCGAACGAUGGAACAGUUCCUUUUAGACACGGAGAGCGGAUUGGUUUUAGCUAUCUUGUAUCCCAUAAGUACAAUGGAGAUACAGCUCAAAUCAAAGUUCUUCGUGAAUCUAAGAUCUUAAAAUUUAACAUUAAGUUUGAGAGUCACAGAAAGCUAAUUCCUGCACACAACAAGGGUAGACCUCCGUCAUAUUAUAUCAUUGCAGGAUUGGUUUUUACAACCGUGUCUGUUCCGUAUCUCAAAUCUGAGUAUGGAAAGGAGUACGGAUAUGAAGCUCCAGUGAAGCUGUUGGACAAACUUCUUCAUGAAUUGCCGAAGUCACCAGAUGAACAGAUUGUAGUUGUCUCGCAGGUGCUGGUGGCAGACAUCAACAUAGGAUAUGAGGAGACAGUUAACACUCAGGUUCUUGCUUUUAAUGGGCAACCAGUCAGGAAUCUGAAGAGCUUGGCAAACAUGGUAGAAAGCUGCAAUGAUGAAUAUUUAAAGUUCGAAUUAGAUUAUCACCAGAUUAUGGUACUUCAUACAAAGAAUGCGAAAGCAGCAACAGUGGACAUACUCUCAACUCAUUGUAUACCAUCUGCCAUGUCUGAUGAUCUGAAGACAUAAAAACCAUUGACAAUGUGGUGCCAGUGUCUUUGCUAGAGUUGACAUAAUUUCAAGUCAAUGAUAGCUCCUUAGAGCCAGAUGUUUUGGGCCUUGAGCUCUAUACAGUAUCUGGUGAGCAGGGAUACAUAUGAAUAUGGCAUGAUGAAGUAGGAAGAAAUGACAACUCAUUUAUCUUCCAUUUUGAUUCAUUACCAGCACGUCCAUUUGAAUUAUUAUUAAUUAUUAUUUUGAAUUUCAUGUGCAUUUUUUUGAUAAGAAAAUGGUCAUUGGAUAAUUGACAAAAAUUAGUGAUUA
Molecule: messenger RNA, 2193 nt
Organism: Erigeron canadensis
Lineage: Eukaryota; Viridiplantae; Streptophyta; Magnoliopsida; Asterales; Asteraceae
Product: protease Do-like 9
Exons: 9
Coding region: 193-1899 (568 amino acids)
Biological process (GO): proteolysis
Molecular function (GO): serine-type endopeptidase activity; protein binding
Source: RefSeq, a predicted model, not a curated record